Molecule: messenger RNA, 421 nt
Organism: Drosophila kikkawai
Lineage: Eukaryota; Metazoa; Arthropoda; Insecta; Diptera; Drosophilidae
Gene: Obp56b
Product: Odorant-binding protein 56b
Biological process (GO): sensory perception of smell
Molecular function (GO): odorant binding
Source: RefSeq, a predicted model, not a curated record
AGCCAUGAAAGUCAUCGGUUUAAUAGUCGUCGUCUUCGUGAUUUUCGCCUUCAGCGAACUAGCAGCGGGUCAGACUGCUGCCGAAUUGGCUGCUUACAAGCAGAUGCAACAGGCUUGCAUCAAGGAGCUGAACAUUGCCGCCAACGAUGCCAACCUGCUGACCACCGACAAGGAGGUGGCCAAUCCCUCGGAGGCCGUAAAGUGCUACCACAGUUGUGUCUACAAGAAACUGGGACUCAUUGGCGACGAUAACAAGCCGAACAAUGACAAGAUCCUUAAGUUUGCCCAGAUCCGAUUCAGUAGUCUGACGGCGGAUAAACUGAAGGCCCUGCUCACCAGCUGCGGAGCCACCAAAGCGGCCACCACAUGCGAUUUUGUCUUCAACUUCGAGAAGUGUGUGGUCAAGGGAUUUAAUGGUUAA